AUUUUAUUAUGACAUUGCCUUAUAGAUUAAUUUCUUAAUUUGGAAUUUCUCCGAGAAACUGGCCCAAGAUUAUGAAUAAAGAUUAAAGAAUUAUUGUACCCUUUAUUAUCACCAAGUUGGCACUAUUAUCCGGCAACAGAUUACUGUGGAGCUCAACAUUGAUUGUAAGUUUGUCUCUCUCAUCAUUAUUACUCUUUUUGGGGGUGUUAAAUAAAUUUGCAAUCUUUUGGUCAUUUUUGUUGGCCAUGGCUUAUGUUGGAAACUACUAUUGGUGGCUCAUUAUAGACCUUUUUUUGACAUAAUUUUAUGGGGUUUUAGUUUUUUUGCUUGAAUUUCUAUAUGUGAUGUAAGGUUAGAUGAUUGGUUUUUGCUACUUAUUAUUCCUUCUAUUCCUUUUGUUUGUCCUAUUUGGAAUCUUCAAAGGGAAAAUUUAACUAUUAAGAAUUUUUUAUAAAUAUUCGGAAAAAAAAAUAAAAAUUCACCUGGGAUCUUGUUAGAUUCAUCAUGACGUGUACUUUCUAGAUUUCGACUUUUUAUAAUGCUUAUUUGAAGAUAUAGAUAUUUAGUUAUGUGCAUGGGAAAUUGUGUGCAAAGGAAAAUGAGACAAACAUAAAGCAGGAGUGUGCUGAUUUGUGUUUUUAUUUUACUUUAUUUAUUACUCUUUCCGUUCUUUUUAGUUCUACUCACUUUUAAUUUAGUCUGUUCUUUUUUGUUCAAUUCACUUUGCUAUAUUCUAUUUUUGGCGUAACUCCUUUACCAUCUUACCAUUUCAAGCCCACAAUCAUUACACCUUUCCACACACUCUAACUUAUUUUAUUUUAUUCACAAUUUUGUUACACAUAUACACAUUUUUUACAUUCUCUUUAACAUUAUCCUACUUUUCUUACACCCACUCAAAUUAUUCAAUAUUUUCUAAAAUUGCAUAUCCACUAGAACAUAAAUGAACGGGAAUAUUAUUAUUUUUGAGGAUUUUGAAGAAUAUAUGAAUUAGAGAAGAAACUAGUUUUUGCAUGGUUUAAUGGUUAAGGCUUUAACACAUCCACUUGAGGUCACAUGAUCAAAUAUAAUGUAUAGCAUAUCUUCAUUGUUUUAAUUGUAUGUUGAUGACGUGGAAUGCAACAUAAAUUGUAUUGGGAGAGCGCCACGUGUCACAUAAACUUUUGUUGGAAUGCUUUUUAAUAUAUUAUUAUAGAUUAAAGAUUAUAGGUACAAUAGCUUUUCAUGAUAUUACUACAUUUAAGAAAAAAUAAAUUGUAUUGAACAAUGUUAUUUGACCUGUUUAAUAAUUUGAUCGGUGUAAUGGAUGUGAAUAUGACUAAAAGUGCUCCUUUUUUCAUUGUUUGCUCAAGAUUUCUGUUUAAGUUAGAAUAAUUGUUGUGACUUAGACUUUGUUUUUUGCAUUAUGAAUUUAUUAUUUCUCCAUAUAUAAAAAUUCUUUAGUAGUUCAAGAUUAAGGUUGGUACAAAUUUUUUUCUUUCACUCUCUUCUUAAUUUGGUGUUUUGUGCUAUAGAGAGUGAGUAUAACAGCCAAUAAUAUCAAGCUUUAUUGGAUUUACUAAGCCAGGAAGCUAGACAUUAGUAAGUUGUGAGACAAUCUCUUACUUGGAUGUGGAAGGUUGUGACUUUGUGGGGGAUGAUGUUCCUAAUAGGGAAAUGCCAUUGUAUUGUCAGACGGUGUAUAAUGCACACAUGAGGGAAGCCCUGGCUUGCAACCUGGUGGAGGCUCUAAUAUUAAUGCUAGAUUAUGUACUUCUGUUUAAAUCGGUGUGUGCUAUACGAAGUGUAUGGUUGUAGACUGGUUCUUAAGUAUGGAGCCACUGUGGAGUAAUUUGCAAAACCAUUGGCUGAAGCUGCCUUGUCUAAAUUUUCCAGUUAACACUGCAGCUGGUCAAUUAUUUUUACACUUCAAAGAAUAUAUUAUUGGAAUAAGUUUGGCUUACUCAAAAGACACCAUGAAUUUCCUUAAAAAAAAAAAAAAAAAAAAAAAAAACAAAAGACACCAUGAAUUUCAUCUGUCAUCUUUUAAGCUUCUAUAGUUUUGAAGCGUUAUUUUUUUGAGUGAGAUUUUCACAGUCAUGUUUUAUACGUGAUAACAUUGUCUUAAGUGUCCGAUGCUGUUAACCAUUGAUGUGCAAUGUUUUAAGUGUGCAGUUUUGGUAAAAAUCAAUGUUUCAAGGAUAUUUGGAUGGAUACUUCUUUACUUGUCCAGAAGUUAAAGGAUGAGAGUUGCACUUGUUCAGUUAUUGGAAUGUGAGCAAGACCAUGGCUGGCAUGAGUCGUGUAUCGAGUUCGGGAGAACAGGAUCCCUCUGAUUUGAAUGCAGAUAGGAUAAGUAGUCUUCCAUGGAAUGUCCUAGACAUUAUUCUUGGGAAGCUAUCAAUAACUGAAGCUGUCAGGACUAGUGUUUUGGCAAAGGACUGGCGAUAUAAUUGGCUUACCAUGUCCAAGUUUUCCCUAAGUUCUGAAGAGAUUGGUGAAGUACUUAAUUCUAGGGAUCCUAGGUGGGAUUUAUUAUCUAGUAUAGUUAGCAACUUCCUACUUCAUCACACCACCACUUCAAUUAAGACAUUCAUCCUGCAAUCAUUUUUUUGCUCACAUUUUUCUGAUUUGAGCAAUUGGAUUGAAUUUCUCUCGAAAAAGGGUGUUGAAGAAUUAGAACUUAUAGAGUUUGGGGACCAAUACUUAAAAAUGCCCACACAUCUAUUCUCCUUUGAGAAGCUGAAGGUUUUGGUCAUCGAAUCAUUUUCUUUACAGAUUCCAUCUUCUUUUAGAAGUUUUAAAUUCCUGGAAGAACUUUCUCUCAACGAAGUUUCAAUCAGUAGCGGUGACUUAUAUCGAUUGAUUCUAGCGUGUCCUCUCCUGCUGAAUCUGACACUGGUGACCAUUUCUGGAAUUCAGAAUUUUAGAAUUCACUCACCCAGGCUGACUAUGUUAGAAGUAGAUACCGGAUUUGUGGGUAUUGAUGUUGAAUUUGCUCCAUGUUUGUCUACAGUUAGUAUUAUAAAUGAUUACAGAUCAUUCACACCACCAAGGGUGAUUCUCAACUGGCGCAGUGUUUCUCGUUCAUUAUCUGGUUUGAUUUCUCUUCAAAGUUUGGCUUUAUCAGAAAUAAUUUUUAAGCUUUUGGUUGCUGAAUGUGCACUUAAAGACUUUCCUUUGAGGAACAAUACUCUGAAGUUUCUUACCCUUCGGGAAGUUACAUCAGCCAAAGGUCCAAAGCUUAUCACAUCAUUCUUAAAAGAAAAACCCAGGGCAGUACUCUUUUUUGGAGCUCGAAACACUGAAUGUGAACUAUCUUCCUGGCACUGGCAUGGGAUGUUCUGUGAAGUUCAUCGAAUUUCUUGUCACUCACUCCCCAAACCUUAAGUUGUUAAGCAUUGAAACGGAAGGAGCAUGUGAGUUAAAUAUCAUUCGGGUUAACAAGAUGCUCACACAGUUCAGGAAAUUGUGUCCUCUUGCUUCAGUUCUGUAUACCUUUGAUGACCAAGAAACUAAUUUGUGAUCUCCAUCAAACAAGUUUACAGAAAAAAGUUUGUCCCAAUCUUAUCAGCCAUCGCUUUUGCAAGCUAUUUGGUAGUCAGUGAAACUUUUUUUUUUUCAAUAAAUACAAUCUUGAUGAACUUCUAGACAAUAGUUAAUUACUUGAAGUGCUUAUGUUACUGUGUUUUAAUGUAAACUUUUUCUUGAUGGAAGACAGUGUCAUGUUAUUGUUGUGUUAUUAUGCAUUACCUUUUGACUGAA
This is a messenger RNA of Chenopodium quinoa (quinoa), 3741 nucleotides long. RefSeq names its product F-box/FBD/LRR-repeat protein At1g13570-like. Bases 2263 to 3366 code for a protein of 367 amino acids. Lineage: Eukaryota; Viridiplantae; Streptophyta; Magnoliopsida; Caryophyllales; Amaranthaceae. The transcript is spliced from 4 exons. Gene Ontology annotation, molecular function: protein binding. The record is from RefSeq and is a predicted model, not a curated record.